UUCUGGGGUGCAGCGCUGCUCUGCCCAGCUGCAGCCUGGCUCCUCGGAACGCAGUGCCACUCCUCCCCACAGGAACAGCAGCAGCUUCGCGGCACGCUGGGGCGGGAGCGGCUGCUGCCAGCAGAAAACCUCCCAGGAAAGAGGAGAAGAGGCAGCAGGAACAGAGAGGAGCGAUCAGCAGGGAAACGAUGCAGCUGCACCAUCCCAUAGAGCUGCUGGGGACCAGCUGGAUGCUCCUGGCAGGGCUGCUGGUGCCUUUGCAACAGGCUGUGGAAGCAGAGGGAGCCCUGCAGAGAAGAGUGGUCGUGGUGGGAUCCUCGGUGCUGCUUGCUGGGCCAGCUGAUGCUGUGCACAUCCACUCUGCGCAGUGGGAGUACCUCAAUGGCACCGUCUCCCGCGCCAUCGUGCAGUACAAUGAGGGGUCGCACAAUGUGGCCAUCCACCCACCCUACGUGGGACGAGCCAUUUUCCAUCCAUCCAAUGGAUCUCUCCUCCUGGAGGACCUACAGGAAAGUGACAGUGGCAUCUACAAAGUGACCUUCAACCUGGCAGAAAGGGAGAGCCUGAAGAUCUUGCUGGAUGUCCUCAAGCCCGUGUCUCGCCCUCAGCUCUGGAGCAGUGGCCUGGUGGCCAAGGCCACCGGUGAGGUGCUCUGUGAGGUGGUGGAGGGCAGGGUGGACACCAUCACGUGGAAGAAGGACGGGCAGGCGCUUCCCCGGGGCAGAGGUUUCUACGUCUCCGGCAGCCUCAGCAUUCUGCAGCUGAGGGCGGUGAAGAAGUCGGACUGCGGCUCCUACUCCUGCAAUGCCAGCAACGGGAUAAGCUGGCAGGAGACCUCCUUGAACAUCACUGUUGCAGGUCUCUCCCCUCCCCUGAAGGAUGUGCUGAGGAUUGCAGUGGUCGCCGUGGUCUUUGCUGCUGUCUCAGGAUGGGGAUUAAUUUUUCCUGUCUGCCAGUCCGAAAAGCUACGAAUAAGGGGGGAGCUGUGGCGGUGGCUCAGCGCCUACACCUGCGGGCUGGUGUGCGUCUCCUCCAUCCUGGCUGGCACUGCCGGGCUCCUCUGGAUGCGAGAAGAAGGCCCAUCCAUUGCCAUCAUAUUGCCAGAGAUUGUCCUUCUGUACGUGAUUGUGGUCACCUUCCUGGUGGCUGCCAACGUGACCUUCCAGCCUACAAAGCUCAUCCAGCUCAAAAGCACAACGGCACAGCGCACGAUGGGCUAUGCGGCUCCCGGCGGGGUGCUCUUGGUGGUGCUGACGAGCAGCUUCCACAUAAAGAACAUCCACCAUCGCCACGAGGAUGGCUGCACGGCGUUUGUGGACGUGACCGCCCUCGCGGUGAGCACAGCAGCAGUGUCAGCCCUCCCGCUCCUCGCCAUCUUCCUCUGCUAUCACACCACACAGGGGUGGCAGAAUGAACAUGACUCUGGCUGCGCCGACAAGGAAAGGUCCUUCAGGUCCUUUGAAAUGUCCCUGCCCAUCAGCAAGGAUCCUGUUCCCACCUGCUAGACAUUGGGGGUGUUUCACACUUGGCUGACUCAACCCAAUUUCUCCCCAACAUCGAGUUUCAGUAGGUCUGAGCCUUCAAUGUACUGAUGAUAAACAGCAAUUAAAUCAAUUAUUUCUGCCUUUUUUUUUAUUCAGUGCAGCACUGGAGGAUCCAAAUGCACAUUUUCUCUUUUAUUUUCCUCUUUAAAACCAGGACACGGGGUAGAGAAGUGCCUUUAAGAAUAGUUGCAAGUGUCUCUCUCACUAGUUCAUUGCAUCAAUGAGGAUGCAGCUGUGUGUGCAGUUAACCAAAUGUACCCACCCCACCCCUUCCUUCUGCUGUGUGAGGCCACACUCAACUGCUCACUCCCCAUGUGCAGAUGAUUUCAACGUGCUUUGGAAGGGGAGGUCAGGCUGCUUUCUCCCACAUCCACAGCUCUGUGCCUUCCCUGCCCACCCCCGAUGCCCUUUGCAGAUGGGACAGCACCUCCAAGGACCACUGUCCCCACCAGCAGCAGCACCCACGCCUGCAGCGCCCUUGGCGUGCUUCUGAAGCUAUUUGCUUAAAUGCAAAUCCCUCUGCAGAAUUCCCCCUGUCACUGGGUGUUGACAGUAGCUACUCUGUUCUCUGAUGGGUUUUUCUGCCCAGGACGAAAAAUGUGAGGUGUUUUUUGGGGGGGCGUCAUGGAGGCCAGGGUUUAGGUGUUGCCUAUGGUCCUGCCCGUGCUGCAGGGCUGGGGAAGGGGAGGGCUCACUCCAUGCAGUCAACAGGAAUCUGGAUCCUUGCUAAUGCCUUUUUUUUGUUUUCCUGCUCUUCCCGUCUGGUUAUUGUGUCAACUUCAGCAGGAACCAUAUUUCCUUCCUCCAAACACAAUCCAACCUGGGACAAGCAUGCCUUUUAAAGUUUGCCUUUCAGUGCCUGCCCCCCCCCAAUUAUUCCUGCAAAGGUAGCUGGGCCCUUGCAGUUCUGCAUGUGGGAAAGCUCAGGGAUGGCCAAGGGGAGGCAAACACAAAUCAGACUGGUGAUGAGGCCUCACUGCCCUUUGUAAGGGUGAUUCUCUUCACUAGAAAACCAAGGUAACAAGAUCUGGUUGGUCUUGGAUGGUAGUACCUUCUCCAGGGGGCAUGGGCCAUGUUUGCUUAUCUCCCAGCCUUCUGUCACACUUCGUGGUUGCCCUGGUGCCAGAGGGUACCUGAAUUAUUUAUUCACUUUGUGUUUGCUUAGCUUUUAUUAGCAGUCUUUUGUUUCUCUGCAAUACCAUUUAGAUAAUUGUUGGACAACACUGGCCCCAGAAUUGACCCCUGGGAUGCACCGGUAGUGAUCGGCCUCCAGCUGGACGUUGUGCUGCUGCUCCUAACCCAGCUGCUCAGCCGGUUUUCAGCCCACCCCACUGCCCACUUACCAGCCCCUGCUUGGUCAGCUUCUCUGUGAGGAUGCUAGGAGAGAUGGUGUCGUAAGUGCAGCUUGCCCAGCGCCAUGAGGACAGGCAGAGCAUGCUUAGUGAGGUCCCUUGGAACGGGUUGGGCUGGAGAUGUUUCCUAGAGCCAGAACUUCUCUCGGGGGGCAGGAAGCCAAAGGUCCAGGUCCCCACGGGGGUGGGCACAUCGGUCAGAGCGAGCAUCUCGGUGCGUGGCAGAGAAGCUGCUGCUUCCCAUUGCUUAGCAAGAGGGGGAGCGUGGGGGGAGCCGGGGCUGAGCCGAAACCUGUACACGGCAGCUUUCAGGACCUCCUGCCACCAUGGAGCUGGCUUUGGAUAACACUGGUGUAUUGGUUUUAUGUGGCAAGGUUUUGGUAGCAGGGGGGCUGCCAACUGAGUGAUGCUGAUUGUGCCUCGGAGAGAG
Molecule: messenger RNA, 3326 nt
Organism: Cygnus olor (mute swan)
Lineage: Eukaryota; Metazoa; Chordata; Aves; Anseriformes; Anatidae
Exons: 11
Coding region: 189-1505 (438 amino acids)
Source: RefSeq, a predicted model, not a curated record